AAAAAAAAACAAAAGAAAAAAAAAACCAGUUCACUCUCUCCUAUUCCCAACAAAGCUAAAGUGUUAUAAAAGUUAAAACAUGUCAAUUAGCCAUCCUAGAAAGACAAGGAAUUCGCACGCCAGGCCCCAACAUGAAAAAUCUACUCCCACCACCACCACCACAAAACCACAACUUCUAUCCUAAGUUGGAGCAAUCAUAAAAGAGAAAAGGCAGUGUCAGUGAAAAAAUUGCAGGCUUUGGCAUCUCUGUCUUCUUGUCUUCCCCAGCAGCUGCACCUCCUGCUUCUACUGUCCCCUUGGUAUCAUUAAAGCCUGCUUAAAUCGUUGGCCCACCACACAAUUCAAAUCUAAAUAAAACCCACAUAAGCAGAGGAGGAGUUCAGAGUUCACACCCAACAAACCUGAUUUUCUUCUUCAGUGAGAAAAUUCAUCAAACAUGUGGAAGGCAGAGGAAAACUACAGGGAAACGAAGCAAGGAGAGGUUGAAGAUAAGGAUUCCAUGGGCACAGUUUUGUUAUCAGCAGGAACAGCAUUGUUAAUGGCAGCUUGUUUGAAACGAGCUGUGGUUCUGUUCUUGGUAGAGCAAUGGCGGGUCUGGGUUUUUUUGGUCCUGAAUCUCAUUGUUGUAGCAAUUUUCUUCACGUCCAGUCCCUCCAAUUACAGGGAAAGCCAAGACCCAAGUGUUGGAAAAAAGCAGAAGAAGAUCAAAGACAGAGAAUGCAAAGUGGCUGAAGAAAAAGUAGAAAAAGUUGAGGCCAAACCCCAAGAAAUGGAUAAAGAAGAGGAAAUUGAAGAAGAAGAAAUUGAAGAAGAAGAAGAAGAAGAGGAGGAGGAGGAUGCAGAUGUUGGGUUGUCAAAGGAGGAGUUGAACGAGAGAGUGGAAGCAUUUAUUGUUAUGUUCAAGCAGCAGCUGAUUUUAGAUGCAAGAAAAGGGGGAAAUAGCCACACCCCAUUGAGCUAUAAUUCUCGAUAGCCAAACCCCAAAUUAUUUCUCCGGUUAACAUGAAUAUGAAUCCCUUUGGCCCAAGAAUUUGGGAUUCAAAUUGGGGGUGUUCUUUUGUUUGUUUGGUGAGUUUCAAGAGUUGCAAAUUGUAAUCUUGAAGCAUAAUUUUGGAACAUAUAUGAUCAUUAGUUUAACUCAAGAUUUUAGCACUCAUCCUGGUUUUUGGUUCUUAUGGCAUUUGGGAUGCCUAUGAAUUCUCUCUCUAACUUGUAGUACUAAAAGGUAUCCUUGCUGUCUCCACUAUC
Molecule: messenger RNA, 1248 nt
Organism: Momordica charantia (bitter melon)
Lineage: Eukaryota; Viridiplantae; Streptophyta; Magnoliopsida; Cucurbitales; Cucurbitaceae
Product: Putative membrane lipoprotein
Source: RefSeq, a predicted model, not a curated record